ACAGUUGGACAAAAUGAUCAACAUGGCUCAAGUGGCAUUCGUUGUUUCAGUGAUCAUUGCCUUAGCCAACCAGGGCUUUUACUGCAUGGAAAUGACUCGCUCUGGCUGUCAGAAGGUGAAGUCUGGUUCAGCAGCGUACAUGGUAUCCAUUCAACUUGACAACAAACAUCUGUGUGGAGGAACGUUGAUCCAUUCCAACUGGGUCCUGACUGCAGCAAGCUGUAAACUGUUGUUUAAGAAAAAGAAUCCUACAGUGGUCCUUGGAGAUCAAUCAACAAAGAAGAAGGGUAAGACAGAACAGAAAAUUCGGGUGGAAAACGUAAUACCAUUCCCUGAAUUCAAGGAUUUAUCCCUAGAAAAUGACAUCAUGCUUCUCCAGUUAGCUCAAGAUGCAAAUAUUAAAAGGAAAUCUGUAGAAAUCUUCCAUCUGCAAGUACUGCCAAAAGACAUCAAACGUGGAACAAGGUGCAGUGUUCUGGGAUGGGGAAAAACCAGUACAAAUGUUCAGAAAUCGUCUGACACUUUGAUGGAAGCAGAUGUAACUGUGAUUGAUAAUGCCACCUGCAAUAAAUCUUACCACAAACAUCCAAUUAUAACUAGCAACAUGAUCUGUGCAGCUGAACAAAAGGGUAAAAAUAAUAUGUGCAUGAUUUCUCCAGGUGGUCCAUUGCUGUGCAAAAUAGGAAAGGUUUUGCAUAAGAAGAAGAUGUUGUGUGGUAUUGCUUUACAUGGAAAGAAUUCCAAAGAUGCCAACAAGCCUGAAAUCUGCACCCUGUUAACAGAGAAAUACAUCUCCUGGAUUCAGAAACUCAUUGGAGUUGAAAGUUAUCAUGCGCCAGUUAAACAAAUUCUCAGCAUGCAUCAAGUAAUAUUAUUCGUCUCAGUAAUCAUUAUCGCCUUAGUCAGUCAAGGCUAUUUUUGUGUGGAAAUAAUUGAUGGUCGUGAUGUUAAGAAGACAGGAUCUUAUAUGGCAUCCAUUCAGUUUCAAAACAAACAUGAAUGUGGGGCAACAUUGAUUCAUCGCCAGUGGAUCCUGACGACAGCAAACUGCAUUGUUCACCUCAGCAAACGUCACAAAGGGAAAAAAAGUGUGAUCCUUGGAACCCUUUCCUUGAAGAAUAACAAGACAAGGCAGGAAUUUACAGCCAUAGCGGAAAAACGUGAAAACUAUAAUCAAAAGACAGAGGAAAAUAACCUGGCGCUACUUAAGUUAGAUCGUCCUGUUAAACUGAAUAAAUUUGUAUCAAUCCUUUCGCUGCCAAAAUCAACAAAAGAUAUCAAACCUGAAACAAAAUGCAUUGUUCAAGGAUGGGGUCAGGACAGUGUAGAUGAUGAUGAGUCAUCUGACACUUUGAAGGAAACAACUGUAAGAAUCAUAGACAGAACCACCUGCAACAGUAAAAAUUAUUAUAAUCGGAAUCCAGUCAUAACUGACGAUAUGAUAUGUGCUGGUGACAAAACGGGUAAAAACAGUGUAUGUGUGGGCGAUGCUGGUGAUGCUUUACUGUGUAAAACAAAACGUUUCGGUAAACCUGUCUUCUCUGGAGUUGCCUCUUUUGGAAAGGGUUGUGCUGUUGACAAAAAGCCUGGCAUCUAUAUGCUUCUAUCCAGUAAACAUGUCACGUGGAUUAAGAAAUCAAUUAAAGGCACAAAUUACAAUACAACAAUGAAGCAAAACUGACUGGGAUCAGUUUCUUUGUAUGCAGAAACAACGUAUUUCUGUAUUUCUUUGCUUGAUAUCAUUAUUGCCUGCUCUUGGGUUGAACUAAAUGGAACUCAAAUCCACAGUACUGUCUGCUUGCUAACUUGCUUUAAGAGGCUGCUUUUUUUCAGAAUAUAACUCUUCAUAGUUAUAUUAUUUGGUAAUAAUUGAUAGAAAUUUAAGAGUGAAAGUCAUUUGUCCCAUUAAGUCUGCACUGACGCUCAGAGCAAGGUGUUUAUUGAAUCCCACUGCACCACAUGGCACCACUUAUUCUCUUUUGAGCCUUUGUUUGAAAUAGAAAAUAAAGCAAACUGCAUAACUGUU
Callorhinchus milii (elephant shark) is the source of this 2026-nucleotide messenger RNA. RefSeq lists its product as uncharacterized. Bases 14 to 1681 code for a protein of 555 amino acids. The transcript is spliced from 10 exons. Lineage: Eukaryota; Metazoa; Chordata; Chondrichthyes; Chimaeriformes; Callorhinchidae. Gene Ontology annotation, biological process: proteolysis. Gene Ontology annotation, molecular function: serine-type endopeptidase activity. The record is from RefSeq and is a predicted model, not a curated record.